Budorcas taxicolor (takin) is the source of this 1758-nucleotide messenger RNA. It is a transcript of the gene TRIM13, whose product is annotated as tripartite motif containing 13. Bases 224 to 1447 code for a protein of 407 amino acids. Gene Ontology annotation, biological process: positive regulation of canonical NF-kappaB signal transduction; innate immune response; positive regulation of macroautophagy. Gene Ontology annotation, molecular function: zinc ion binding. The transcript has 3 exons. The record is from RefSeq and is a predicted model, not a curated record. NCBI's taxonomy places the organism in Eukaryota, Metazoa, Chordata, Mammalia, Artiodactyla, Bovidae.
AGUCCAUUUUGCAGCCGUUCCCGCCUCGUAAACGCGCGGUAACCGCGGCCGGAGGACUGGCGGCUGCGCGGCUCCCGGCGGCUUCCCCUCCACCGACCCCGGAGCCUCGUUUUGAUUACCAGUCACGACCUGAAGAAAAAACAAACGAAAACCUGAUUGCUUUGCCUUGGGAACCAGUAACCCUGACCAAUACUCCUGGCUUGCAAGUGACAGAGGAGAUGUGAUGGAGCUGCUUGAAGAAGACCUCACGUGCCCAAUCUGUUGCAGUCUGUUUGAUGAUCCCCGGGUUUUGCCUUGCUCACACAACUUUUGCAAAAAGUGCUUAGAAGGGAUCUUAGAGGGGAAUGUGCGGAAUUCCCUGUGGAGAUCCUCUCCAUUUAAGUGCCCCACGUGCCGGAAGGAAACUUCAGCAACGGGAGUCAAUAGCCUGCAGGUUAAUUACUCCCUGAAGGGUAUUGUGGAAAAGUAUAACAAGAUUAAGAUCUCUCCCAAAAUGCCAGUGUGCAAAGGACACUUGGGACAGCCUCUCAACAUUUUCUGCCUGACUGACAUGCAGCUGAUCUGUGGCAUUUGUGCGACUCGGGGUGAGCACACCAAGCACGUCUUCUGUUCUAUCGAAGAUGCCUAUGCUCAGGAAAGGGACGCCUUUGAGUCCCUCUUCCAGAGCUUUGAGACCUGGCGUCGAGGAGAUGCCCUUUCUCGCUUGGAUACCUUGGAAACUAGCAAAAGGAAGUCUCUACAGUUGCUGACUAAAGAUUCAGAUAAAGUGAAGGAGUUUUUUGAGAAGUUACAACACACGUUAGAUCAAAAGAAGAAUGAAAUCCUGUCUGACUUUGAGACCAUGAAACUUGCAGUGAUGCAGGCCUAUGACCCAGAGAUCAACAAACUCAACACCAUCUUGCAGGAACAGCGAAUGGCCUUUAACAUUGCUGAGGCUUUCAAAGAUGUGUCAGAACCCAUCAUAUUUCUGCAGCAGAUGCAGGAGUUCAGGGAGAAAAUAAAAGUCAUCAAGGAAACUCCUUUGCCUCCCUCAAAUUUGCCCUCAAGCCCUUUGAUGAAGAACUUUGAUACCAGUCAGUGGGAAGACAUAAAACUAGUGGAUGUGGAUAAACUUUCUUUGCCUCAAGACACUGGCACGUUCAUUAGCAAGAUUCCCUGGAGACUUUAUCCAUUAUUUGUGGUGGUCAUUCUACUUGGCCUUCUCAUUUUCUUCAGUCCCACCAUGUUCCUAGAAUGGUCCCUAUUUGACGAAAUCGCAACUUGGAGAGAGAAUCUUUCAAACUUUAGUUCCUACCUGCCUAGAUCAGCUGAUUUUGUAGAACAAUCAGUUUUUUACUGGGAACAGUUGACAGAUGGGCUUUUCAUUUUCAGUGAAAGAUUGAAGAGUUUUACUUUGGUGGUGCUGAAUAAUGUGGCAGAAUUUGUGUGUAAAUAUAAACUAUUAUAAAAUCUGUUUCAAGUACAUAGUUCUGUGUCUUUUGUUAGAAAUUGUUAGAAUAGAGUGAUAGUUCAGAUUUGGUUAAGAUUCCAGUCAGAUAUUGCCCUCUAAAAGUAUUCCUUUCAAAAAUAAUGUCUUAUACAUGUUGAAAUUAGGUAGCAUAAAGAUAAAAGUGAAAUUUAAUAGUUUAGUCUCCAGCCCUCCUUCCUUUUUAAGGUGCUUUUGAAAUUAGCAUCCUAUCCCCAGUAUUGGUUAUGUUUGUGCUAUGAAAGGAGGGGGUAAGAGAGUACAUGAUUUAAUAUUGUAUUGAUGAGGUAGUG